UGCUAGGGCCGGGCUCAGCCAGCCCUGCGGGCGAAGGUAACGGGUGGGGAGGACCGCGGGGCGGGGUUAGACGGGAAGUCCCGCCUCAGCCUCUGCGCGGGUCUGUGGUGUUGCCCUUUUCCGGAGAGAGGAGUUGGAACAGCUGGCCUUGACAGGGCUCCAGUUUAUUCCUCCAGUGCAUGCUGACACUUGAAGCCCAGGUGAUUUCUGUUCAUCUCUUCAAAGUUACUAUACCAUGGCAGGCCAACUCUUCCCUCAAUGUGCACAUAGAGCUCGCUGCCGGAUAAUGCAGGAACCUCCAAAGAGCAUUGAGGAAUUCUUAAAGCUUCAAAACUGGGAUCACUGGCCAAAGGAAAUCCAUUUGAGGGAUAAUGAUAAGUUGUUACAUACUCUGAAAAAAAUAAAAGAAGAUAGUUCAUUUAUUUCAAUCUAUACACAUCUGUGGGAAAAUGUACCACGAAUACAUGAUGCAGUCAUGGCCAUGGAGUCAAGAUUAGCAGAUUGUUCAAUUCUCUUGAAAAACCAUGCCUCUAAAAUAUUUGAGUGGAACAGCAUAAUUUCCAGGACAAGUUCUCCUGGAAAACUGAAACAAUACAAGGCAUUUCUAAAGAAGUACCAUAAGGAAAAGAAGAUAAUGCUCUCAGAUGAAAUGGAGACAAAGAAGGAUGUAGAGGGCUGCAACUUCCCAGGAUUCAGAACAGAUGAGCUUACUCAACUACCAAGACAUCUGAAUGCUGAACGAAUUUAUCUUUUUAUUUUAAAAGCUCGUAACUUCGAUGGAAAAGUUUUUAAAAUCUGGAGGGGUCAUUUUCUCUCAGAAGCCUCAAUUGCUCUUUUGCAUGAUUCGUUUUGGUGGUGGUUUCUCCAUAAAUUUAAGCCUGACAGAGAAAAUCAAGAUUUCCUGUUUGAUAGAAUAUCAGAAAGUUAUGUGGCACUUUUUAUGAGUGUACCUCAAAGUCGAAAGGAUACAUUCUUUCAGGUGUAUCCUGAUUGUUUGACACAAGCUAUCUAUGCAACAUUCCUAGAAGCAUUUCCAGAAUCCAGUCAUCUCUUUAAUGAUGAAUUUAAAGAAGAUCUGGGGAAUAACAUUUUUCUUUGGAUGUCAGGUUUAAAACCUCAAAAAGGCUUUUGGACCCACUGGAAACUGAAGGACCUCACCACAACAACCAUUCAUGGUAGCAAGAAAACACCUUCAAACUCUAUAAAAGACAGGAUUGCAAGAAGUCAAGAACGCAUAUCAAAUUCUAUAGACUUCAAUAUGAUGAAAAUUUUAGCGAACCCCAAAGCACAUACAAUGCCUGCGACCAAGGAAGAACCAAGAUUAUCAAAACUGCCAUCAAAGUCCUAUUAUAGUAGUCAUGGUCCAGAGUUUAACCGUGUUCUCUUCAACUUUGGAGGAUACUUGACCCAAAAGUGUGGAGACCACUGCUCUAUCAGAUCCUCAGGAUUCUUCCCAGGACAUUUUUUCUCCCACAUUUCAGUCAAGACAAGAUCCAGAGUCUCACUGACAACAAGCACAUGGAGAUAAGUUGGAUGGCUCUGGAACACAAGGAGAAAGGCAAACUACAGAGCUAAAUCAAUGUCAUGAGACAUGUAACUUAAGUAUAAUGCAAGGAUCCUCAUCACCUUGGAUUGUUUAAACAAAUUUUUUAAUGUUUAGAAGUGAAAUUUGAAAGGUGUCUAAAACCAUUCAUAAUAGAUUACAUUCAUUUUUUAACUAAUUUUUAUUAUGAUUAUUAUAAAGUCUGUGUUCACAUUUGCAGUGGGCAUGGAUUUGUCCAACAUCUGUGAAAGCAUCCAUACCACCUGUUUACUGAGAAUGUGGGAAGACUAUGAGUAUAUGUGGGGAUAAGAAAAGGAAGAGAUGGGGGUCCAAGACAUGAAACACUUUUCAUAAAAAAUCUAAACAAAAUCACUGUUUUGAAAGUAAUGGGUCUUUCUGUGAUGUUAUCUGAGCUUGUAAAAUUUAAUACCUACUGAUAAUAAAAGGUGAUCCUAGAUCUAAUGAUGAACAAAA
Messenger RNA from Phacochoerus africanus (Common warthog), 2017 nucleotides. RefSeq names its product family with sequence similarity 227 member B (gene FAM227B). NCBI's taxonomy places the organism in Eukaryota, Metazoa, Chordata, Mammalia, Artiodactyla, Suidae. The coding region runs from base 236 to 1528 and encodes 430 amino acids. The record is from RefSeq and is a predicted model, not a curated record. The transcript has 14 exons.